Messenger RNA from Marchantia polymorpha subsp. ruderalis, 831 nucleotides. The record is from the annotation of a GenBank genome assembly. NCBI's taxonomy places the organism in Eukaryota, Viridiplantae, Streptophyta, Marchantiopsida, Marchantiales, Marchantiaceae.
GUUCACAAGUAAGCAGAGAUCGGCCUGAUAGAUCAAGAUACGUCAGAUAUCCUCAGUUGUGAAAAAUCAUGGCAAGCAAGGCGACCAUCUUGAUUGUUGCUCUUCUCGGGCUCUGCUUGAUCCUUGCGGAUGCACGAUGCACCAAUUCAGAUUGUGACCCGGGCAAGAUCAAGAGUGUCACUGACGGUGGUGACGAUAAUGGUUUAUCAUGCAUAAGAGAUCGGACGACGGGCUGCAAUCCCAGUCAGCAUCCCCCAUGCUGCGAGGGCUACUGUGAGAAGAGAGAGUUCUAUGGACAGCCGUAUACCAUAUGCACGGCUUGCCCGUACGCCGAGAACCCAUAUAGGUGCAAACAAGAGUCCCAGCACGAAUGAAGUCAUCGGAGGCCGUGAUCUAGAGAGCAUACGCUGAAGAUGGAGCUGCCCUUGUGGGCACUGAUGAGGUUCAGGUUUAGGAUUCGAGGCGCACCUGCGGUACCGCAAGGCUUGCACAGUAGUCUAGCUGAAGGUUACUGGAGAGAAGAAUGCUAAAUGUAAGAAACGCUCACGACCAGUGUAUACUCUUUUUCGAGGCAUGAAAAGUACCGACCUCACCGAAGAAUUUCCCGUUCCCUUAGUUUUUUUUAUACUGUACGUCUGGAUCUUUCGAUUAGAGGAUUGCUUUCGCCGAAGUUUGUCGAAGUCCAAAUCUCAUUGUAUCGAACCGGAGUUAUAAAAUUACGAGCCGGUAAGAAUAGGACGUGGAAUGAAAGCUGUAACUGAUUCUGUCGUUGUCGAUGGGGGAAAUAAUCGGGAGAAAUUAUUUCAGCUUUUAAAGACGGCAAAGGGACGA